Gigantopelta aegis is the source of this 2572-nucleotide messenger RNA. RefSeq names its product dynein regulatory complex subunit 5-like. The coding region runs from base 146 to 1753 and encodes 535 amino acids. The record is from RefSeq and is a predicted model, not a curated record. NCBI's taxonomy places the organism in Eukaryota, Metazoa, Mollusca, Gastropoda, Neomphalida, Peltospiridae. Gene Ontology annotation, molecular function: protein binding. The transcript is spliced from 4 exons.
CAUGUGCACUUGCAACUUCCUGCAUCCAUAGCAACGGUUAUAACAGACUUGCUUCUGACAGAUCCAUGUUUUAAUUUGCUAUAAAACUAGAACACACAUAGUUUUAUUUUCUAAAAAGGAACAGUUGGUCAGGAUUUAACUGAAAAUGGCAGAACCACCACUGGCAGAAGGUGCAGCUCAAAGUGAGGCUGGUGAGGUGCAGGCUACCUUAGGCGUAGAUGACGAUGUCAAGAGUGGACUGAAGAGUCAGGCGAGUUCAAGGGCUGUAUCACAGACAGGCUCAGUUACGUCGGCCAAAAGCACAAAGAGUGAACAAGAAAAGAAGAGUCGGGAAUCCAUCAUGUCACCUACAGGCUCCAACAAGGACAACCCAGCAGCUGACUUGCGCAACAUGAGAAGAAUUAUUGCAGAAGAUCCAGAAUGGUCGUUAGCAACAGUGCCCACACUUGUAGACAUGUGUGUUAAUCACAUUGUGGAGAAUUUUGAAAACAACUCCAAAAUUUUGAAUGACUUGUUACCAAAGCACAGGAACAAAGUUUUGGAAAAGAUUUCUGUUGAGCUGCCACUGAAAGUGACUGCUAACUUAGUGGAGGAAGAGGACUACUGGAAGCGGUGCUGCAAACACCGCUGGGAGAUCUGCGAUAUAUCACGGUAUGGAGACAGCUGGAAGAGGAUGUACUUUGAGAAGAACCUUGAACAAAUCAUCGAACAUUUUGUGCCUGAAACCACCGACCCAUUACAACUGAAUGAAACACUCCCACUGUCUGCAAACUAUGUGAAGAAGUUGGACAUCAAACAGCUCCUUCCACCAGUACGAGAAGCACCAAAGGGACCUGAUUUCGACGACGCCUCAGAUGGUGGCAGUGAUGCUGGGGAUGAACCAGAAUGUGACCAUUUUAACUUUGGUACAGCACUGAAGGCUCUGCCAAACAUAGAAGAACUCCACUUGACGUAUGGAGUACGUGACUGCGGCAUGAACUUUGAGUGGAAUCUAUUCCAGUUCACAGCCAGAGACUGUUUACAGCUUGCAGAAAGCAUUGCAAAGUGCAAAACCCUUAAGGUCUUGAGACUGCACAGAAGCAAGGUGGAUGACGACAAAGUUAGGGUUUUAAUAAGUCAUAUACUCGACCAUCCUGGACUUGUACAACUCGACCUGUCACACAAUUUGAUCAGUGAUCGCGGGGCACGGGCUGUUGGGAAAUUCAUCAACAAUCACAGUCAGCUGGUUCGACUCAGUCUUUGUGACAAUCAGAUCAGAGCAGCUGGUGCCCAGGCCAUUGCUCAUGCUCUGACGAAAAACACGACACUACAGUUCCUGAACCUGAGAUUAAACAAACUUGGAGAUGAAGGUGGACAAGCCAUAUGUCGCUCGUUGUUAAAGAACUCUACACUAAAAGAGGUCAACAUUGCAACCAAUGACUUGGGCGAGCCGACUGCGGCUAUUUUGUCGCAAGUGGUUAUGAUGAACAAUACUGUAAAAUCCAUUGAUUUGUCUUGCAACAAACUUGGUCCAGAUGGAGGUAAGCAGCUGCAGGAAGGUAUGGAUGAAAACACAACAAUUACCAACAUGGACCUACGGUUGACCGACUGUGGCCAGGAGUCGGAAUACUGCAUCAACCAGAUCUUACACCGCAACCAGGAGCAGGAGCGUGAAGCCAUCAUUCGGGAACUGGAGGCCACCAAGCCACCACAGAAGAAAGUGGCUGAGCCCCAGGCAGCUCACCGAUACAAGCACCCAGUGACUAGAGCUUAAUCUGUGUUUGAAACCAGGCCCCAUUCCACAAAGCGAUCUUAGCCCUGACCUGAAGUGACUAGCUACCUUAUGCACUUAUGGUGAUCUUAGCGCUAAAAUCACUUCAUGGAAUGGGGUAAUCUUGUGAAACUGACUGUGAAAUUACUGUUGAUGUUUCUUCAUGUGUUUGUGUAUAAGCAUAUAUAAUAUACAUGUAAUUUUGAUACUAAUAAGAUGCUAUGGAAUAAAGUAUGUUCUGAAAAUCAGAUAUGUCACUUAUAAUGUGACAAAAGUUUUUAUUACUGCUAUUGCCAUGGAGGUUAAGCCCAUGUAAUGCAGAACCAAUUUACUGUAAAUGUCAGAUUAAUAUAAAGACAAUCUACAUCGCAUUCUGAAAAUUAAAUAUAUUUAUAUGUCGGUCCUAAAAUAAUAUUAGACAUAAAUAUCAUACUUCAAUAUUUAAUUCUAUAUUAAUGUAAAAUAUGUUGGUUUUAGAUAACAAAGCUGUGUUUUCAGCAAUAGACUAUUUGUCUUUAAUAAAAAAAAUAUUUAUAAAAUAAAACAACAACUGAAGAUGAAAUUUUUAAACAUAAAAUCGACUUAUGAGUUGUAAAUAGUAUUCUUUAUAUUAUGUAUUGUUCUUCUACUUUUCAUAGAUAUAUUGCUGGUUAUAUUCACGACCCAUAUACCGUUUUAUUUUUAUGAGUUGUAGUACUGUAAGUUUAGUUUUAUAUACUGUGUUUGUCUAUUCUUUUAGUAAUUAACUAUUAUGUGCAUUGAAAUUAUGUGUCACAAAAUACAAGUAUCAGCAUCAAACUUCCAUAAAUAUAACAUAAUUGA